UUUCAUUCUGGAAUCAUGCACUAACAGUCUUGCCAAAAAUGUAUUUUAUUGACAAGACGGAUGGAAAAGUUAAUAACAGAUCAUCGGUUUUGAAGAAACUCGAAUCCACUCUCAGAGGCUAUGUGGAAUUUUCAACAUCCUGCUUACAAUUGGAUGUUCCUCAAGUUUCAAUAAGAGAUACGAGCCAGGACGGACUUGAAAAUUUUUUCGGAUGUGUGAAGACAUGUAAUCAGGCGAACAAACCUACACCGCGAGAAUAUCGCACAAACUACGCAACCAUGGUUAUUAACAACAUCACCGGUACGAAUUCAUUACAUUCGAAUUGUGAGCAAGACCAAUCCGUUUCGAUACUGCAACAUAUUCAUGACUUCGUUGUCAGCUGCAACAAAGAACCGUCAGCUGUUGCAAGCAAUGUCGACGAAAUUAUUGCGUUUGACCCAAUCGAGAAUUAUUCAUCUGAUCAUGAAAAUUGCGACAAUGACAUGGAGGAAAUGAUUGUUUUUGAGCCGCGACAUAACGAUAACAUAACUUUGGUUGAAAGCAAAGUUGCAUCACACAUGGCGAACUUUGACGAUCUGAUAGUGUUCGAUCCUCAGCCCGAAAAUGAGCUCGAAAGUUACUUCGAGAUCGGAUCCUUAUCUCGAAUUUCUGGUUCGAUUUACCGAAAACUGAUAAAGCCCAUUCACUGCCAGAAUUGUAAAAAUGUCUUGCCAAUGAUAGAGACCAGUUUCAUUGAGAAUUGCACCAAAGUGUUUCGUCGCUUAAACUGUGCAAUUCCGCAUAUCUGCUUCGAGACAUCACUAAAAAAGAAACUGAUCACAAACGUUGAGUCAAUCGCAACAGAUACUAUGGGUUGUCCAGACCACGAUUUGGAAAUGACGCUAAAAAUGAAGGAGUUAUGUGUGUACGAGGCUAUUACAUCGUUUUGCUAUGACAUUAACCGGUAUUUGUCAGGUAAGAUCAAUGUUUUGCCGAUGGGUCAUAAUCACAUCCAGGAACUCGCAAUAAUUCACAAACGAAAGACAAAAAAAAUUGGGAAAUAUUCAGAUAUUUUUAACUCGUGAUUGUAAACAGAUUAUUUAAAUUCCAUAAUCGGAUACAAACUUUUGAAAUGG
This is a messenger RNA of Bradysia coprophila, 1115 nucleotides long. RefSeq lists its product as uncharacterized. The record is from RefSeq and is a predicted model, not a curated record. Lineage: Eukaryota; Metazoa; Arthropoda; Insecta; Diptera; Sciaridae.